Messenger RNA from Closterium sp. Naga37s-1, 348 nucleotides. The record is from the annotation of a GenBank genome assembly. NCBI's taxonomy places the organism in Eukaryota, Viridiplantae, Streptophyta, Zygnematophyceae, Desmidiales, Closteriaceae.
AUGAGCGCGCGGGCCUGGCGCAACGGCGUCGCGGCGGAGGCUGCGGCGGAGCGGUGCAGGCAGUGCGCAGGGGAGAAAGUGGGCGCAAAGGCGGAAACCGUGGCCAUGGAGAGGCGCCUCAGCGCGCGCGCCGUGUUGGCCGGCGCGGGAAGGUGGCACACGGAAGCAGCUGAACAUGGCGGCAGCAGCUUCACCCUCCCGCCUGCAGCUCCACCUGCUGCCAUGCAGCAGCAGCUAAGCGGCUCACAAGCUGGUGGUGGACAGCAGCCGCAACUGGUGGUGAACUGGAGCAGAAACAGCAGUGUCUGGCGAGCGGCAGCAGCACUAUUAACACCUGUGGGGCGGUAG